Molecule: messenger RNA, 1964 nt
Organism: Malania oleifera
Lineage: Eukaryota; Viridiplantae; Streptophyta; Magnoliopsida; Santalales; Ximeniaceae
Product: B3 domain-containing protein Os01g0234100-like
Exons: 7
Coding region: 188-1675 (495 amino acids)
Molecular function (GO): DNA binding
Source: RefSeq, a predicted model, not a curated record
GAAAAAACUCUGUAUUUUUCCAUCUUUCUUCUUUUUUUUUUUUCCUAAUAUUUCCGCAAGAAACUCGCACUCUGUUUCUCCCCGGUGUCUCUUCUAGUUCUAGGUUUUGCUUCGUCUUCCUCCUCCCAAUCUGCUUUCAUGUGAAAACCCGGAGUCUCCGGCUAACGAGCUUCGGCCACAUUCUGCAAUGGCUGAGGAGGUUGUCAAGAAAAAAGUGGAGCAGUUGCCCUGUCACACCCUCAAAUCUCCGGAAGACCAUUUGACACUAACCCAGUUGUCUUUCUCUUCGCGACGAGAACGAGUUUUCUCCUCCUCCUCUCCCAAGCUUUCUUUAACGGGUAAACGAAAAAGGCCGAAGCUGGAUGGUGAAAAGCUUACUCGGAUCAAGAAAAGGCAUUCUUAUUGCAAAUUUAAGCGUGUGGUGCCUGGUACUGCGGGUGACUCUGUAAGCCGUAGGCGAAACAAGAGUGGGUUUGAUGGGUCUCAAAGCCUUGAUAAAGCCAAGUCAUCUACCAUGAUUCGAGCCAAGGAGGUUCAAUUGAAUCUAGGAACCAAAUUUCCUAGUUUCGUUAAAGCAAUGGUUCGCUCACAUGUCAGUAGUUGUUUUUGGAUGGGGCUUCCUGUGUCAUUUUGUGUCUCAUAUUUGCCUAAAACAGAUACUGCCAUUACUUUGGAAGAUGAUUGCGGCACACAGUUUGAAACUAAAUUUAUAGCUGAAAAGACAGGACUAAGUGGUGGAUGGAAGCGGUUCUCUGUGGAGCAGAAAUUGCUUGAGGGAGAUGUUUUGGUCUUCCAUUUAGUUGAGCCUUCCAAAUUCAAGGUGUACAUAAUAAGGACAAAUGACUUGAAAGAAGUGGAUGGGGCUCUUGGCCUUCUAAAUUUGGAUGCUCAUUCUAACCAGCAAAAUGCAGAUGUUGCAGAAGUUAGAACAACAGCUUGUAAAAGUAAAAAGAGGAAGUAUCCCAAAUCUCUUCCAUUAGCCUUUGUACAAAAGAAGAAUAGAAGGAUGAGCCAGCUACCACCAAGUCCUAGUCUUCAGCAACUGGAAGAAAGCUUUAAAAAUGACAGUGAAGAGGUUGAUUCAGAAGUCAUGGAGGGUUCAAAUUUUGGGAUGCCUGCAAUUCAGUUUAAAGACGUGAACCGUGUUGAGGAUUUCAACAUUCUUAUACAUGGAACACUAAUAGAUUCUGAACUGUCUGAACAAACUCGAACCAAGUACUAUGAGCUCUGCUGCAGCCAGAAUGCAUUCCUUCAUGAGCAUCUUCUCAAGGGCAUAAAAAAUAUUGAUUUGAUUGCUGGAAUUAUUUCUGAAACUGUGAACAUCGCUGAUGCCAUAAGAGCUUGCAAUCUCAGCACCUCCAGGGAUGAAUUUUCAAUCUGGCACAGGACUCUGAAAGCCUUUGAGCUUUUGGGCAUGAAUGUUGGAUUUUUAUAUGCUCGGCUAGAGCAACUUGUGACCCUUGCCUUUGAAUCAGAAGGUGCCAUGGACAGAAAGAGGUACAUGGAUGCUAGAAAUGAACGGGAUCGCACGGAAUAUUGGAUAAGGAAUUUAGAAACAAAGCUUGUGAAACUAAAACAAGCCUCCAAAAAGUUCAAUGCUGAUGUAGAGAGUCUAGAGCCAAGAGCAGAGAGCCAUGAGCUGAGGUUUGGGGGAGAGGCUACUGCUCCAUGGUGAUGUUAGAGGAUAAGCAGCUCUUUCUCUGUAGGGGAGGUGUAUAUUUUACUUGUCCCUAUGUUAUGUUUUUUGUUUUUUGUAAUAACCCUGUUAAGUCUGUAAGAUCUUUAUUUUUUUAAUUUUUAAUUUUAUUUUUUGUAAAUGUGGUAUCAUCCGCGAUGUAACUGUUAACUUUCAGACUUAUUUUACUUACUGUAGAUAGAAAGUUCAGUGAGAAUGUUGGCAAGUUAAAGCCUGGCUUGGAAUGGCAAGGAAAAGGUAAAGAGAAGUAAGAGAUAAAAUUGCUCAA